GAUAACAGGAUUUGCUUUACUUCCGUGAUGUUUCCGUGUUUAUUAGUUUAGUUUGGGGACCAACUUUUUAGGAUACUGAAGUUUUUUCAGUGUUUGGAAACGGAUCCCUGGUAUUUUCUGCAUCGCUUCGACUAGAGCCAAAGGAAAUCCACACCAAACAAGUGUCGACAUCUGGCCAGUUUUGCCUAAGUGUGUUUUUUUUCUGAAUGGCCACAGCAGCAGAGGAUCCUCCCGAUUCAGCAGGGGCCCGUAGACAUGCCUUUCCUGACGGUCCAAGCACCUCACAGGCCAAUAAGAAAACUAUUGGCCAUCGUGGAAUUGAUCCCACAGGUGAAACUACUUACAAAAAGACCACUUCAUCAGCGCUAAAAGGAGCCAUCCAGUUGGGUAUCACACACACAGUAGGAAGUCUGAGCCAGAAGCCUGAAAGAGAUGUACUGCUCCAGGACUUUGAAGUGGUUGAGAGCAUUUUUUUUCCCAAUGAAGGCAGUAACCUGACACCAGCACAUCACUAUGGAGAUUUCAGGUUCAAGACGUAUGCCCCAAUCGCCUUUCGGUACUUCAGGGAGAUGUUUGGCAUACGACCUGAUGACUACAUGUACUCUUUGUGCAAUGAGGAGCUGAUUGAGUUAUCUAACCCAGGGGCCAGUGGAUCCCUGUUCUAUUUGUCGAGAGAUGAUGAGUUCAUUAUUAAAACUGUGCAGCACAAAGAAGCUGAAUUUCUGCAAAAACUACUUCCAGGGUAUUUUAUGAACUUGAAUCAGAACAAGAGGACGUUACUACCAAAGUUUUAUGGACUCUACUGUGUCCAAUCGGGGGGUAAAAACAUCCGUAUUGUUGUCAUGAACAAUCUGCUCCCAAGUACUGUCAAAAUGCAUCAGAAGUACGAUUUGAAAGGCUCUACCUACAAGAGGCGGGCAUCUGCGAAAGAGAGAUCAAAGGCCGUACCAACCUUCAAGGACCUAGACUUUAUCCAGGAAAUGCCCGAUGGUUUGUUACUAGACGGAGAAACCUACAACGCAGUUUGCAAGACCAUCCAGAGAGACUGCCUGCUUUUGCAGAGUUUUAAGAUCAUGGACUACAGUCUUUUGGUGGGAGUUCAUAAUGUGAACCAGGCGAGCGCGGAUGCUGGAGCUGUCACCGUGGACCAAGCCAGGCCCCAAGUCCAAAAGCCCCUGUACUGCACUGCACUAGAGGCUAUUCAAUCAGAGCCGACCAAAAUGGGGACCAUGGACAUGGAGGACAAGACGGGAGGAAUUCCAGCAAAAAACUCCAAAGGAGAGCGCUUACUGGUGUACAUCGGUAUCAUUGACAUUCUGCAGUCUUACAGAUUGGCCAAAAAACUUGAACAUUCCUGGAAAUCCCUGGUUCAUGAUGGGGAUACUGUCUCAGUGCACAGACCAAGUUUCUAUGCAGACCGCUUUCAGAAGUUUAUGUGUAACACGGUUUUCAAAAAGAUUGCAGGAAAAACCUCUCCAACAAAGAAGCGCCGUGCUGUGGGCCACAUUCCACUCAGAAAAGUCCCAGUCUUCUUGACACAGGCCAGCUCCGAGUCCAGAUCUGACCUCGAGGGCGAGAGUGGCACGCAUACAGGACGUCCUGACCUCCUCCCCAAAGUAUUAUCAAACAUCAACAACUUUAACAAGGCCACAGAACAAACGGUCUCAAUCUCUCUGGAAAGCACUGCCUCCUCUCAGCAAGAGGCAUCAUCUUUGGACCAGAGCAAAGCUCAGCCGGGACCUUUAGAAGAAAGCCUUGGUGCAAUCUCACUGAGUGACGUAGUUCCUCAAAUGAACACCUGUUCUGUUUAGCUGUUGGACAAAGAAAACAAAUAUUUGAAUGUGGUCCAAGGUACCAACAAUAUAUUAUGAGGCAAUUUUCUCUUUAGGGGAAACAUGCACUUUCCAGGUUUCCAACUAUCUACUUGGUAUUUUCAGAUUUGGUAGAGAUUGUUGUGACACUAGAAUAAAUGGUGUUUUUUACUGUACACUACUGACACCAGUGUUCCUAAACUUCUCAGAUAAGGUUGUCAUUCCCCCAAAUUUACAACCUUUAUAUUACAACACAUUUGCCACAAAUCAUUAAAGACAUUAAAGCCCGUCACACACUACAGGAUCAUUUGCCCGAUUUAGGACCUGAUUUGCUUUUUCCCAACUUCGGGUAGACGUGACCUGAUUUAGGAUCCUCUUAUGCCAUUUUUAAGCCACAGUGCUCAUAGUGUGUGAUGUCCGAGUGACUUUGAGCUGCUCUGUCAUAUCGUAAAUUUGGAACCACAAAACAUCACCACGGCAAUAGCCAAUAAAAUAGAGCAUCAGGGCCAGACGGAGUGAUGGACACACAGGCGCAAGAUGCAAACUUAGGAAAUGGCAAAAAGAAUUUCAAGAUGACUUUAUUACUCACCUCUCGGAAAGUUAAACUACAGCAUCCAAAAAUGGCGAGAGUAGUUCCUCACGUGUGUCUAUUUACAUCCACGCAGCGAGGAUUGGGGUGAAGUUAAUGCAGAUUAGUGAUGGUGACCCCACUUCCUGUGUCUUCUGUGCAUUAAAAAGCAUUUAUCUGAACUAUUGCACCACAUUUCACAAAUAAUAAUGAUACAGUUUUGAAUUGCAUUGAAAUUAUAAGUGCAAUGCUCUGAUCUUUUUGAACACUUCAGAGUCUCAGAGCGAGUCAGUUUAUUCUAGACACGAGGUGUGCUCAAAACCUUUAGUUUGUGGUGCGUGGUCUUUUUGCUGCCAUAUACCGCUGCAGUCUUUGCGCUCAAAGAAAAUCUUAAAACAAUUUUUAAACAUGCGACAAAAAGGGCGGACCACAUACACAACGAGAAUCAGAUAAGACUGAAAAAUCCUGUAGUGUAUAGUGGGCUUAACUCUGCAGUGUUAGGUGCACGUAACCAAGAUGAUGUAUGAAAGUGUGGUUCUUAUGGCCAAAAUGAAUUACUUAACUCCUGCUUUUUGUUUUGACACAUCUUAAGGUGUUAUUUUUAUAUUAUGCAGAGAGAAACUGUUACACAAAACUUGUUUAUGGACUUUUUUGUUUCCACUAGGUACUCUUCAUUUAACUUUUCCAGGUUAAUCUUUGGGUACAAAAUAUGCUGGAAAAAGACUAUGCUGAGCCUCAUUUUUUUUUUUUUUGACAAAAUAUUAAGUCACCUUUAAGCUCAUUUUUAACUUUUAUUUGACACAGGGUCAGACCAUUUUAUGUUUAUGGUACUUUUAUAUUGUGUCAUAUUGUGUCAGUGUUCUUAGCAGGGUAGUUGCAGGGUCUUAAAAGCAUUAAAAAGUACUCAUUAAAAAAAAAAAAAAAAGUCUCCAUAUUUUAUGUUUUAUGAUAUGACAGCACAAUACAGUUUGCGACCAUAGCAACCAGCAUCAGUGGAGAUAUAGUUUACUAUCUUGUCUAGAUGUGAAGUGAACAGAAUAAUUAUCAGUGGUUGUGUUCAUAUUGUAUUGCCACAGAAACAGUUUCAUUCAGUGUAGUGUUUUUAGGGGGAAUAUACAUAUUUCAUAAUUAGCUGAAAAUUUGUCUGACAGAGACAAGUAGUUUCCUGCAUUAUUAGAACCACAAAUAUACCAUUGUAAGUCAAUUUAAACCCUUAAUGUACUAUCUGGCCCUGUUUUAAGUUUUCUUGAAUUUUAUUCUUCUGCCAGUCACAAGAUGGCCACCACAAUUGCCAGAGCAAUGGAAUGCACAAUCUCUCUAGUCCUUUUAAAUUCACAUUGUUUUUAAUCUUUAGUUUGAUCCAAAUAGGAACUAUUUCUCUCUGUUGUAUCCUGGUGCGGAAUUUAUGACUUCACACUUUGCAGCUUUGAGCUUUGAAGCUGGUGAUGGAACAAUAAAAGUAUCAAGUUUAAAGCACUUUACUGUAACAACUGGGUCAAACAUAACAUUAGUUUCUCAAUUAAAAGAUGAAAAUGGACACCUCUCUUACUCUAAAUUUCUUGAUGCAUUUGGUCAACGUAUUUUAAUACUUUACCCAUGGGUUUUCUAAGGAUCUGUAAGGAUUCCAAACAACUGGUGUCCAAUUCAAACAUAUAUUUAGAUUUAUUUAAUAAAUGUACAAAUGUAAUAACACAUUUCUCAGACUUUAACAAAACAACUUCUUAAUGCAAAUUUUAUUGCUAUAACAUUUUUCAAAUAUUAAUCAUGGGAUGUUAACAUCUGAGUCGUUAAUAAUAGAUAAUCUAGUUAACAAAAUCAGAGAUUUAUUUUAAAAAUGUAUUUGAUUUAUCCAGCUAAUUAUUUUAUGGAAAACCUGUGUGACCCAUGUACAUUUUGUAAGAUAGAAAACGAAUCAGUUCUGCAUCUUUUAUGGAGGUAUAUAUGUAAACAUUUGGUAUGAUAUUGAAUACUAAAAAAAUUGUGUGUUGUGGAACUCAAACUUGGAAAUAGGGAUAUUAUGUUUUAUUAUUUUGAGAACAAUCUUGAUAAAAACACAUUUUAGUUUUAAAUGUUCUAAUUUUGUAUGGAAAAUAUAUGUUCACUGUAAAUGUAAUAAUACCAUCCCCAAAUGCAAUAUAUUGCAAUUUAAAUCACUAGACAUACAAACUAAUUGCAUGUUAUAAAGAACGAAUUGUUCUAUUUGAAACAUUUAACUACUCCUAUUCACUUUGUAAUUUAUAUGUAUGUAUUGUUUGUUAUCUUGAAUGUAUAAUCUUGUUUGCAUUCAUGUAUGUAUAUGUCUGUAAUAAAAUUUUAUCCCAGACAG
Messenger RNA from Periophthalmus magnuspinnatus, 4705 nucleotides. RefSeq names its product phosphatidylinositol 4-phosphate 5-kinase type-1 alpha-like. The coding region runs from base 207 to 1811 and encodes 534 amino acids. Gene Ontology annotation, biological process: phosphatidylinositol metabolic process. The record is from RefSeq and is a predicted model, not a curated record. The transcript is spliced from 16 exons. Gene Ontology annotation, molecular function: phosphatidylinositol kinase activity. NCBI's taxonomy places the organism in Eukaryota, Metazoa, Chordata, Actinopteri, Gobiiformes, Gobiidae.